Messenger RNA from Numida meleagris (helmeted guineafowl), 3917 nucleotides. It is a transcript of the gene RUSC1, whose product is annotated as RUN and SH3 domain containing 1. The transcript is spliced from 10 exons. Bases 197 to 3475 code for a protein of 1092 amino acids. NCBI's taxonomy places the organism in Eukaryota, Metazoa, Chordata, Aves, Galliformes, Numididae. Gene Ontology annotation, cellular component: cytoplasmic vesicle. The record is from RefSeq and is a predicted model, not a curated record. Gene Ontology annotation, molecular function: protein binding.
CUGCGCUCACCGGGGCGGGCGGUGCGGUACGGCCCCUCCCCGCCGCAUUCAGCGCCCGGAGCCGCCGCAGCGCGGAGCGGUCUGCGCUGCUGUCACCGCGCGGAAGGGCCCUCGGCGCUGGGAGGAGCUGGAUGGUGUGAGCGGAACCGCCGUGUGGCUCUGCGAGGAGCCCCGCUGCUCCCAGCAGGACAGCGUCAUGCUGGCUCCGAAGAAAGGGCUGCUGUGCAACCUCAACCACAUCCACCUGCAGCACAUCUCCCUGGGGCUGCACCUCUCCCGGCACCCGGAGCUCCAGGACACCAUGGGGCGGGGGGACCAGAAGUGCUGCAGCAGCUGUCGGGAGAGCUGCGAGCAAGUGGAUGCCAAUUCCAACAAUCCCUCCUUGAAAUGCCACUGCUGCGAGUCCCACGCCGAGCUGCCCGUGACGCUGGGCCUGCAGAACCAGGCGGCUCCAGAGGAUUUCCCCUGCUUGGACGCCGGGGAGGAGGCGGCCUCUCCUUGUGAUCCGGCUUCCACCUCCUCCUCGGUCAGCAGCUGCUCGGAUUUCAGCCUGGAUGAUUCCCCGGUGUCCGUGUACUACAGAGGGUUCUCGGCAGAAGGGUCCCAAUCCCUUACAGAUCUGCCCGGCGCCGUUCCCUCGGAAGAUGCGCAGGAUGGACAGCUGCUGCCUGGGACAGGCGAUGGAAGAGACGUCAACCUCAACCCAGCGGUGCUCCAGGGAGCGGAGGAGAGCCCCGACAGCCUCUGCAGCAGCAGCUCGCUCGACUCUCAGUACGACGAAACCUCUCCCGGUGCGGCCGUGCAGCAGAACACGGACACCUGUAUUGACCUCGACCCCAACUGCAACCCCCUGCCCGACCCCGACGUCGCGCCUCCGGCACCGGCCGUGCCGUGCCGCUGGGAGCAGAGCCCGAGCAGCGCUCCCGAGCCGCGGCCGCGGGUGAGCAGCGUUCCCCCUCCCAUCCCACCGCGGCCCAAGAGGCGGCUGCAGCUCCUCAACGGGCACGGAGCAGAGCGGCCGGCCCUGCCCGCGAGGCCAGCAGCGCCAGAACCCGGCGCUGAGCUCUGCAGAGACGCGGCCAAGAAGAACAUCACCUCCUUCCACGAGCUCGCCCAAAAGAGGAAGAGGAACGCCGCCGGGAUCGCUCCCAUCCCAGCCAGGGUGGACCGGAGCGACUGGCUGAUCGUGUUCUCACCCGACACCGAGCUGCCGCCCCACAGCGAGCUCCUGCCCAGCGCCACGGGCCGGGACCCAGCGCAGCCCCAGCAGGACUGGGGGGUGAGACCUUCCAGCUCCGGGCAGAGGGAGGUCACCACGUUCAAGGAGCUGCGCUACCGCAGUGCCUCCAACAGACCCAAGGCUCAGCCGGCAGCCCCACAGCGCCCACCCGCACCCCAGGGGGGGUUGGAUGGCUCCGGCUGGGGGUCACCCGCGGCUCCGGGGGGACGGCUGCCAGCACCCCCCGAAGCCCACCAAGCGCGGAGGAGACCCCGACCUGCACUGCAGCCCAUCGCGGAGGGACGGCCGCGGGAUGCCGAGCUGCCCCUGCAGAGCCGCCCUGGGGAGCGCUCCGGCUGCGACACGCGGACCUGGAGGAGCGGGGGGUCCGGUGGGGACCCGCGGGGGUCGGGAGAGGCUGAGCACGGAGAGGAGAAUCAUCAGGAGGCCCGGCCCUCCCCACCCGCCGCCGGAGCUCCGGGCGCAGCGCAGCCUCACGGGGACGGCCCGGAGGGACGGCGCGGUGCUCUGGCGGAGCAGAAGAAAGCUCUGCUGAUCGCCGUCAGCACCGCCGUGGAUAAGGUCAUCGCCCACUUCAGCUCCGCACGGAACGUGGUGCAGAAGGCCCAGCUCGGGGACAGCUGGCUCAGCCCUGAUGUGGGCUACCUGCUGCUGCACACCCUCUGCCCCGCACUGUACGGCCUGGUGGAGGACGGGCUGAAGCCCUUCCAGAAGGAUGUCAUCACAGGACAGAGGAGGAACUCCCCUUGGAGCGUGGUGGAAGCCUCCGUGAAGACGGGCCCCAACACCCGCUCUCUCCACAACCUGUGCUGGCGUGUGGCUGGGCUGGCCCCUCUCAGCAGCACCAGGCAGAAGUUUCAUGCCUUUAUCCUUGGCCUUUUGAAUACGAAGCAGCUGGAGCAGUGGGUCUCUCACCUGCAGAAUAGCCCAGGUGUCAUCUCCGUGCUGUAUUUUCCUACGGCUUUCUUUGCUCUGAGCCAAGGCCCUCUCCCCCAUCUUGCCGACGAACUGCUGCUGCUCAUCCAGCCCCUCUCGGUGCUGACCUUCCACCUCGACCUGCUCUUCGAGCACCAUCACCUCUCCGUGGAUGUAAGACCUUUGUCACGUCGGCUGGAGUCACCCCCGUCUCCCGCCCGUCACUUUGCUCAGGGGGCUGCGCAGCCGCUGGAGGGCCAAAGCGGCGCUGCGGGGGCCAGCCUGGAAGAUGAGCUACCCCCUGAUACUCUGGGGAGGGCACCCGCAGCAGAGGAGAGCCCACGGGCCGAGUGCCAAGCAGCCGCGCGCAGCCCGCUGCCCGGCCCGCAGGUGGGGGCUGCCCUGCAGCAGACCUUCCAGCACGUGCUGCGCUGGGGCGACCAGCUCAGCCGCGCUUUCCUGGGAGCUGACAGCUCCCCGGGGGCCGUCAGGCCCGAGGCAGGCCCUUGGGAUACAGGGGCUGGCCCCAGCGGCUGGUGGGCCCAGCUGAGCCAGGCCUCCAGGAUUUACGCUGCUCCCAGCAAGGAAAGGUUCCCCUUCGUCUGGUGGACAAAGCUGCGGACGGCUGCAGGGGAUUCCAGCCCUGGGCAAGCGGCUCGACCCCAAACCCCUCUGAGAGAGCCUAAAAGCACUGAGCUGCAGCUGCUUCAGACCAAAGCUAUCCCUGAACUCUGCAGCCCGAACUCCAGCGGCAGCGCUGACACCUCCGGGACCUCUUCCCCUGAAGACCUCGUCCUUCUCACUGGAGCACCUUCCCCGCCAGCUGGUCCAGCUGCUGGAGAGAAACCCCUGGCUGCUUCCCCAGAGCCUGGUGCAGGCAGGAGCCAGGCAGCACCUCCCGACCCAGGGGCCAGCAGUCCUGGCCCGGACAGGGGCAGCUGGCUGGGCCGACUCUUCGGAGCCAGCAGCCCCUCUGCCAGGAGCUCCCCUCCCAGCCCCGACGCCAUCUCAGUGAGAUCCAGGAGACCCUCCAGCUGGCUGGCACCCAGCUCCCGUGUCCUGGCUGUGGUGGUGAAGGGGCUGGCGGCCGAGAAGAACCGUGCCCCAGAACAGCCCGAGAGGAAGGUGUCCAACUCGCCGCAGACCCACAGAGCGGUUCGGGCGCUGUGUGACCACACUGGUGCUGCUGACGGUCACCUGAGCUUCCAAAAAGGGGACAUUCUGCAGCUGCUCUCCACCGUGGAUGAAGACUGGAUCCGCUGCUGCCAUGGAAACAGCACUGGCCUAGUUCCUGUGGGCUACACGUCUCUGAUUUUGUGAGGAGGAGGAGACCUGAGGAAGCGGCUGAGCUUGCAGCAGUGCCACCUCCCUGCCCCAUCUCCACCACCUCCAAGGCUGGUGGUUCUGUGGGGCGAUCCCGCUGCGGUGCCGGCCCGCUGCUCCUUGCCAUUACCUCCUGCGCGUGUUGUCACAGCCCUGCUGCCACCUCAUCACGGCCCCUCGUCGGGACCCGCUCUUGCUCGUGUUUUCUCAGCUGCUGCCCACGUGUGAGGGCCGGCAAGGGCCCCGUCCCCGUGCAUUGCUCACGGUCCCACGUGCUGUCUCCGUGCCAUCGUGUCCCGUCACUGCCCUGCUUUGUCCCGGGGCUGGUGGCCCAGGCCAGCCCCAGCCACGUGUGUGCUGUCCUCCCAACACUGUGUAAAUAGUUGUAACCACGGGGAGAAGCUUAUUCCAGGGGAAAUAAAGGCUGUGACUCACGUGU